Messenger RNA from Fulmarus glacialis (Northern fulmar), 1374 nucleotides. It is a transcript of the gene MSTO1, whose product is annotated as misato 1, mitochondrial distribution and morphology regulator. NCBI's taxonomy places the organism in Eukaryota, Metazoa, Chordata, Aves, Procellariiformes, Procellariidae. Gene Ontology annotation, biological process: mitochondrion distribution. The record is from RefSeq and is a predicted model, not a curated record. The transcript has 9 exons. The annotation marks the transcript as partial. Gene Ontology annotation, cellular component: cytoplasm.
GGGGUGUUCAGAGUUGAAAAGCCCUCCACUCUUCACAUCCAUCUUGUUGCAGGUGCCUCUCCCACCCCUUCGCGACUCGCCGUUUCCCAGGAAGUUUACUCAGGCGGCAGCGUGCAGGUCUGGUCCGAUUACCUCAAUGUGCACUUGCAUCCUAAGAGCAUCUACGUCAUCCGUCAGUACAUGCAUGAUGGGGAGUGUGGUUGUCUAGAAGCCUUUGGGCAAGGUGAAAGUCUCCUGCAGGAUCCUGGCUGCAUAGAGGAGUUGGAAGAUCGGUUGCACUUCUAUGUUGAAGAGUGUGAUUAUCUGCAGGGAUUUCAAGUCCUCUGUGACCUACACAAUGGAUUCUCUGGAGUUGGUGCCAAAGUGACAGAACUGCUCUACGACGAGUAUUCAGGAAAAGGAAUCCUGACCUGGGGCUUGACUCCAGUCAUGAGUCACGUGGGAGAUUUUCAGAAGAAUUUUUACAGACUGAUGAACACAGCCCUAGGAAUUGUCCAUCUCUCCAGUCACAGCUCGCUCUUUUGCCCCCUGUCUCUCAGUGGGAGUCUAGGAAUCAAGCCACAACCUCCCGUGACGUUUCCGUUUAUAAACUAUGAUGCAUCACUUAACUACCACAGCAGUGCAAUUUUGGCAGCAGCACUCGACACCCUGACUGCUCCUUACCGGCUCUGUUCCUCUCAGGGCUCUAUGAUGCACCUUGCUGAAACACUUAAUUUCUCUGGGAGGAAGGUUGUGGCUGCAUGGGCAUCUGUUCCCUUCCCUGCCCUACGUGGCUACUCGCUCCCCGAUACUUUAUGCGCCUACCAGCAGGAUGUGCCCUGGAAGCUUCUGUCUUCAUGUAGGGAGCAAAAGGUCGGCUGCUGUUUUGCUCAGUCUGUUGUGCUACGAGGAAUUUGCAAAGAAAGUCACAUCAGCAGCUGUCCAGGAAAGCAGCCCACUUCUCCACUCCAUGCUUGUGAGAGCACUGAGCAGGUUCUGCAGCAUUACUUACACGCUGUGUUUCCUGGGGCAUACAGCACAUCCCACGUGCUUGAGCAGCCAUGUAAUACCCUACCUCCGUACCCCCAGUUUUUUUCUCCUCUUCUGACCAGACAAGGCUUCCUCCUGGACAAACCUCCCAGUUAUUCCUCAGCAGCUGUUGAAAGCAUCCCUGUACUAGCAGCCCUGCAGUCUUCACCGGUUCUGCGCACGCUCCUCUACGGCUUAUACAAGGAUCUACAGAAGCUGAACACGCGACGAUGGGCCAGCUUCUUCUCUGCCGGAGUUGAACAGGAUAACUUCCAGGAGGCCUUACAGGAGCUAAGAACUCUGUCACAGUGCUAUGAAACGGGGUCUGAAGCAGAUGAAUCUGAAGAUGAAGCAGAUUCAGACUAA